Messenger RNA from Cylicocyclus nassatus, 1816 nucleotides. NCBI's taxonomy places the organism in Eukaryota, Metazoa, Nematoda, Chromadorea, Rhabditida, Strongylidae. The record is from the annotation of a GenBank genome assembly.
AUGCGGCUUGUAGUUUAUCUCUUACUACUCGCUUCUGGUCGAUCGAUAUUGGCCUUAGGCGGACAAGGAUUGGUCAAUCCACAGAGUGCCUGCAACAUACGGUGUGAAAAUGGAGGCAUGUGUGCCUUUUCCUUCGAUAAUCCACAGUUCCAUACUUGUAUAUGUUUGAUGGGGGUGUAUGAGGGCGAAAGAUGUGAAUAUGAAGUUGGUCGGCCAAGGACAGCUCAACAGGAGCAAUUACCACCGCAGGGACAGCAACCACCUCGACAACAGCAAUCUGCACAUUCUCAACCAUCGGCGGACGAUGUUAACAAGAUGCGACAACUCGAGAUGGAGCGAUUGCGGGAAGAACAACGACGGCGAGAACAGGAACUCAAAGUAGAAGCCGAAAGGAGGAAAGUGGCCGAACAAGAGCGACAAGAAGCCGAGCGAAGAAGACAGACAGAACACCAGCGACGAGUCGGUGUGCGUCCGAUGCCAGUGCCGGAGCAGAACACCUUGGAUCAGCGACAGGAAGUUGAGCGACAAGAAGCCGAAAGGAGAAGACAGGCAGAACACCAGCGACGAGUCGGUGUGCGUCCGAUGCCGGAGCAGAACAUCGAACAGCAACAGAAAAUCGAAGAACUCCGACGACGUGACGAAGAGUUACGGAGAGCAGCCGCCAGAAGACGUGAAGAGGAAAAACGACGUGAAGAAGAGCAGCGAAGACGUGAAGGCGACGAAGACGAGCGAAGAGCGGAAGAAGAGCGACGAAAAGAGUUUGGAAGACGAGAGGAGGAUCGAAUAAGGGAAGAGCAACGGAAAGCGGAGGAACGGCGAAAGAUGGAUAGGGCCGAUAAGGAGAGAUUUAUGGAAGAGGAGAUGAAUAAGGAGGAGGAUACGGCAAUGGAGCAAGAUGAUGCUGCUACUGAGGCUAAUGUUGUGCUGGGAGAGGAUGACUAUAGGGAUUACAAGAGCGAUGAAGAAGAAGAGCAAGACGACUACCUUCAUGCAGCAGAUAAAGAACUGGAAAAGGUAGACAUCUCUAAACAAGCGGAUAUUGAACUUGGAGUCCCUCAAACAGAAAAGCCUGAACAUGAUCAUCAGCUGGGUGAGAUCGCUAAGGUGAUAGAAGCGGCAGCGGAAGAAACACUAAAGCAUCAUGACAUUGAAGAUGAGCGGGAAAGCUUGCCCUCUAAUAACGAUCAUGACAAUGAUGAUUACUGGGAUCAUUCAAUCAAACGCGAAGAUGAAGAAUACGAAGUACCGCAAGUAGUGGAUUCCGAAGAAGAGCGCGAACUUACGCCAAUUAUUGACAACUAUUUGCAAAAACACGCUAAAACCGUCGAAGCAGUAGAUGUACCUCCAACGACAAAAGUUCGAGAAUUCGCCGCCGAAGAAGGCGAAGAAGGCUGGAUGAUGAUGAAACGAGUGGACGAGAACUCGUCCGCAUUCACGCUUUCUGCCACAUUAACCGCCUUAUUUGUGAUUAUGAUAAGGUUAUACUAGGCUAUAUCGUAGUCACUUAGCCACUUGUUGUUCUUUCAUUCGUUUUUGAAAUUUUUGUUAGUUUUGUGAAAGUUUUCUCGACAUUUUCUGAAGUAGACGUUCAAAAGUUAUCACUCGAGAAAAUUUCGCAAAUAUCUUCUCAUAUUCCCAUAUUGACCAGCCCAGUGGUAAUGAAAUCAACAUCAUCAGUUUGCUACUCUCAUUUUUCUUCUGUAAAUCAUAACAGACAUUACCGGGUAUUUUACUAAAAAUUCUUGUAACUUUAAUCGUUUGUGCAAUGUCUGUAUGUUAUCAGUGUGUGCGACAUGAACUCAUUUACAUUUGUUCU